ACGCAACAACUGAACGUGCUGAACAACUGCAGAUCCAUUUUGCCUCGAACUGCCCCGUCCUCCAGCAAAUUGCCCUUGUGUUGCAGCUACUCCAUGGACGAUCAGCUGAUGCUCGACCAGUCGGACACGGAGCUCCUGCAGUCUUUCCAACAUCUGGGACCCCUCCUGAUGCAGGCGAGCCAGUACAUGCGGGAAAAAGACGAAGAGCCACUGAACAAGAAGCUCAAGCAGGAACCCGUCGGCGCAGACAAGGCCGCUCAGCCACACAACCCCCAGAACAAGGCCCUGCUCACACUGAUCCAUCACCUGGCCAAGGUGGUCCUGCAACACGAUCGGGCCAUCCAGAUGGAUCGCAGACAGGACUCCUUCGUUAUCUUUGCCCAAGUCAGCGCGGAAGGAGCCCUCCCACUGCUGACGUCGAAGGCCAAAGAGUGGAAGGACAUGACGGAGAAGACCACCACCCUUCGCACCUUCCUGCUGAAGCACCUGAUCCUGGAGCUACAACAGAGGGCCAUCAAGUUGUCUCAGAGCACACAGGGGACCCAACUGUGGGACGUGGCAGUCACCAAAGGAGUGAUUCUCCAGGACGGGUCGUGGCCGUUCCAACAGUGGUGCCACACAGAGAAGAAGCUCACCAAAUCUCAUCGGGCACCGCUGCCCAUGAGCCGCAUCCUGAAGGACCUCCAGUUCAUGGUGGAGCUCCUGACCGACAACGAUCAUGUGAUGCGCUUCCAUUCACUGAGACCUCAAGCCAAUGUGGUUCCCUGGAUGCUCCAGAUCAACCUGCGCGAGGACGACCUGUGGAGACUGUUCCACCAGCUGAGUCAGUCCACCCUGUGGGGACUCCUGGGCCUGAGUCUCAAGCAGCACAACCAACAGGUCAGCAAACCAGCGCAGUUGCUGGAUCAGCUGACCAACAUGCAGGGGACCCCGAACAAAGGACUGAGUAGAGACACAUUCACCCUGACAGAUUGGGGACGCCAACAUGACUUGUUUCGUGAUCUCCUGCUGGAACUCAGGCCUCAGCCUUUUAAUUUGGAUGCGCAACUCUGGUUUCAGGGCAUUACCCAGAACUGGGAUGAAAAUCGAGGCCAAGCAGAUUCAGCAGAGUUCACAAGCAUGCUGUUGCAAUGGGUUGCACCAUCCUUCCUUAGCUGCCACUGGCAACGCAGGCUGAUGGAAAAUGAAUGCGUGCGGGUACAUGACCAAGGUGACAGGUAUCAACCACCCACGUUGCAACUUGACCCUUCACACAGCACAGAUGGUAUUGCACGCCUGACCGACAUGCUGAGGCGAUGGCACAACGACCUGGGCAUGUAUGCUGGCCUGCUGCAAGCCCCAGAAGUCCUGUGUGUCCACGUGGACCGAUUCAUCUAUGAGGGUCAUGGCAGAGUGCGCAAGACAGAUACUCCGGUGUUUUUCGGAGGGCCCAUUGACGUGCCCGUUUUUACAGAUGAUGGACUGGACUGCACAUGGGAACGAUAUCAAAUGACUGCGGCGUUUGCACACCAAGGAGAUGCAGCCACAGGACAUUACCAGGCCCUGCUGCGCACCCAGCCCAGCAUCCGGCAUCCCGACGCCGAUACCUACUGGCUGCACUGUGAUGAUGACAGACCAGCUCUUGAAGCUCCUGCAACAGCCGUGACCACAUUGGCAUAUGCUUCACCUGCCCAUAAGCCCUCCAGUGCCCUGGAGUGUACCGUAGGUGUCCUGACCAAUGAGAAGCUAGCGGGUGCUCCCGACCUUGCGAUAGCCCAUGCACUGGCGCGUUUUUAUCGCCAAACCGGCCUGGUCACAAUGCCAGUGCUGACGGCGUGCGCCGGAUCUGUCAUCAGAAAAGGUGCAGGUGAAGCAAUCAAUUGGUUGCCAAUUUUGACACAGACCGCAAACAGUGGACAACCGCCGACAACGGGCUCCGGCUCAACAAUGCAGAUCCCCAACAAGCGCUGCACCAAGAUACAGAAACGAAGUUUUCAACGGGCAUGCAAGCGUGCACUUCAGCACGGUAUGGCAUGGUUUCGAGGACAAGCAUACACAGUGGACCAAUUUCCCCAGACAUUGAUCAACAAAUGUGAUGCAGCUCCACCAGCACCACAGAAAACAAACAACUGGUGCUCCUACAAGGAUCAAAAACAUCGGCUCAGGGUCAUGCAAUGGAACCCUGGUGGACUCUCCCAGAGUUCAUUUCUGGAGCUGAAGUACUGGCUACGACAACAACCCAUUGACAUUGUUGUGCUGUCGGAGACGAAGUGGAGCUUUAAUUCCUGCUGGUCAGACGACAAAUGGUCAUAUGUGCACUCGGCUUCCAACGAUCCUCGUUCUGGAGGGGUGCUGAUCAUGAUUGCCAGACGCUUGGCAACACCAGACUCAAUAGGAUUCCUGGCCUUGGAAGACGGAAGAAUUCUACAUGCCCGCAUCCAUCAUGCAAAGCGGGCUACUGACAUCCUGGCGGUCUACCAGCACGUGGACUACAAGACCACUCAGUCCCGCAAACUGAGAGCACACUUGUGGGCCAAGCUCAGUGACUAUGUUGGACAACUUCCACAGCGCAAUCAAUUCAUAUGCAGUGGAGAUUUCAAUACAGCCCUGCCAGGUGUGGCACCAUGGACAGGCACAGGACAUUUUCACUGGCAAGGAUCUCGGACCUGUGGAUCUCAACAUGAGGCGCUCACCACGGCUGUUGAUCAAGCCGUUGAGGAACCAGUUGACCCAUCGACAGAUCCGGAACAGAUCAUCACGCACUUUUUCGGACAUGGUAUCACUGGAGCAGAUAUUGCUCUGCACAGCGAGCCCACCAGAAAGAAGCCAGACAGGCUAGGGCCAGGCAAAAUUGCAGAUCAGUACACAGCGCAUUCCUUGACAGUUGCAUACGUCCGCACCACAUGGCAGGGACCAUCAAGCUUACCACACUUCAGUGAUGAAGCCCCGGGAGUGCCGUUUUCCAUUUCAGAUCUCUGCGUUGCACUGCACAACCUGCACCCGCACAAAGCAGCGGCAAUGCCUUUUUUGCCAGCCACCGUUUGGAAAGGCUCCAGUUUGCAGAUCAGAACGCUGGUCGGCAACCACAGACGGUCGGUCCAACAGCAAAUGCGAUCCCCACCCAGGUCGACCAUACUGGGUGGUGUACAGUUAUUGCUCGACUUGACCCGAUGUAAAAUUGCUCCGCUGUUAUGGUUGGCUUACAUGAACAAACUGUUAUGGCUCCUCACACCACUGACUGGAGAAGCCUGGAUCCGUCACUGCCUGACACUGUAUGCGGACGACCUGCAUGUAGGCUGCCAAUUUCUGACCGUUGGUGAGCUGGAUCAUCAUUUGCAAUGCAUGGGCCACUUGCUUGAUUGCAUAGAACGCCUCAAACUGCAGAUCUCUUUGCAAAAGUCUUAUUUGAUUUUUUCCCAUACUGGCAGCAACGUGCGGCAUGCCCUCAAGGGCCGAAUGUGCUACCUGCAGAAUCAAGCACACCUGUUGCUGCCCCGUCGCACUGGAGAGGCUACGGCGUUGCCGUUGAAAACCAUGGGACGUUACCUGGGAGUGAUUGUUUCCUAUCAUGCAUUUGAACAGCAGACGUGGCUUCAUCGCAAGAAGACUGCCUGGAUUGCAUAUGCUCGCCUCAAACGUUGGCUCCGUCACAGACAAAUUCGACAAUCUCAUCGAAUGUAUUUAUGGCACACCUGCGUACAUACAAUCCUUGUGUAUGGAAUUUUUGGUACAGGAGUCACGGUGCAGUCACUAACUGAUUACCAACUUACAGUGUUCCAAAUGAUUCGAAUUUUGAUCGGUGACCACUCCUACAUGACAGGGCACACUCACCAGAGGGCAAUACAAAACCAGUCUCUUCCUCUCCCAUUGCAGCUCUUGCGGCAUGGCGCGGAGAAACUAUGGCUGAGACUCCAGAGGCGUGCUUUACAACUGGACCCAACAGACUUCUUACAGCAGGUCGACUGGCAACAUCAUCAAGAUACAAUGCAUUUGAUUGACCAGGUACACCACAGCAUGCCGGACGUCCCCAUCGAUGGUGAUGCAUUGAUGACGACACCACAGGCCCCUGCAGCAUCCAGCCAAGCUGCACCUGCAGACCCAGUGACCAGUGGCAACCGAGCAGAACGGAAUAGCUUUUUGAUCACCACCCAGCCAUUUUGGCCGACACUGAAGCAGAUCAUCCGAGAUCAGACAUGGCAUCAACUACAGGAAAAUCCUGCCAUUGGCCAAUACCUGACUCACACCUGUAUGAUCUGCGGCAUAUGGAACAAUCGCUGCCAGGAAUUACAUGGCCAUUAUCGGCUCCACCACUCUGAUGUGGUGACAGGCAUUUUUGCAAAAAGCGCCCAGCUGACCAAGGUACUGAGGUCCCCCAGCCCAUGUGUGCUUUGCCAAAGGGAGUUCAUGCACGGCCACACGUGCACAGUGUUCACCCAGAUAGCUGCGCUGCUACUGCACUGCCAGACUUCAGAUGUGGAUGUUGACCGGGUUCUCAGGUGUGAGCUGUGCCAAACCAGAUGCGAUGACCUUCAGAGCCUGCACCGCCAUUUGAAGGCGGAACAUGAGGUGACUGUCUUCGACUGGAAUGUUGCCAGGGACUCAGUACCUGGCUCCACAGCAUGCUCUCACUGUGGCAAACCAUUCACCUCACGUGAUGGCUUGAGAACUCACAUAAUCACUGGCAAAUGUGAGUUUUUCGAUCCGACUGCGACAAACCACCCACUCAAUGCGGCAGAGAAGUGGCGCACUCAGCUGACACUUGGGUUUUUGGACAAACAACAUCUUUCAGCUCACCAGCGCUUACAGUUGACGCUGCAUUGCCAGCUAUGCGGCGAGAUCUAUGUGCGUUCCAAUGAUCUCAACGCGCAUCUCCAACAGGCGCAUGGACAGCUUUGGCAACGAUCCAAUGACCUAGUCAGGUACCUGCUUCAGACAUUGAUCAGCAGCCGCGGAUGCAUGUGCAAUCCAACGGUCAAUGAUGACAGUCGAACCCACAUCUGCCCAGGAGUUCGACAAAUGGCCAUGAUUUUCUACACCAGUGAAACUGAGAUGUUCAUACCGCAGCAGUAUAACGAGCAGACAUUGCGACUCACACACCGUGCACUGGAAAAUCAUGCAAGAUUUCAAAUGCUGUUAAAUGUGGUGCUGGACCGAGACUUCAGCCAUCUUUGGCAUGCCCCUGCACUCUUGCAAAUGUUCAGGCAUUGGUGCACGCUAUGUGGCGCCUGGUUUCAUACAGCGGCUCUGAUGACUCACCAACUGACCCAUCAUCAUGAUGCUUGUGUGUGGGCGGCCCAGCUCAAGUUUCAACUGGUACAAUGCAUGCAGACGGAACAGCCACAAGACUAUCAGUGCAAAUUCUGCAAAUUGUUUUUCAAUGACAGCACGGUUGACCCAGACGCAACAACUGAACGUGCUGAACAACUGCAGAUCCAUUUUGCCUCGAACUGCCCCGUCCUCCAGCAAAUUGCCCUUGUGUUGCAGCCACUCCAUGGACGAUCAGCUGAUGCUCGACCAGUCGGACACGGAGCUCCUGCAGUCUUUCCAACAUCUGGGACCCCUCCUGAUGCAGGCGAGCCAGUACAUGCGGGAAAAAGACGAAGAGCCACUGAACAAGAAGCUCAAGCAGGAACCCGUCGGCGCAGACAAGGCCGCUCAGCCACACAACCCCCAGAACAAGGCCCUGCUCACACUGAUCCAUCACCUGGCCAAGGUGGUCCUGCAACACGAUCGGGCCAUCCAGAUGGAUCGCAGACAGGACUCCUUCGUUAUCUUUGCCCAAGUCAGUGCGGAAGGAGCCCUCCCACUGCUGACGUCGAAGGCCAAAGAGUGGAAGGACAUGACGGAGAAGACCACCACCCUCCGCACCUUCCUGCUGAAGCACCUGAUCCUGGAGCUACAACAGAGGGCCAUCAAGUUGUCUCAGAGCACACAGGGGACCCAACUGUGGGACGUGGCAGUCACCAAAGGAGUGAUUCUCCAGGACGGGUCGUGGCCGUUCCAACAGUGGUGCCACACAGAGAAGAAGCUCACCAAGUCUCAUCGGGCACCGCUGCCCAUGAGCCGCAUCCUGAAGGACCUCCAGUUCAUGGUGGAGCUCCUGACCGACAACGAUCAUGUGAUGCGCUUCCAUUCACUGAGACCUCAAGCCAAUGUGGUUCCCUGGAUGCUCCAGAUCAACCUGCGCGAGGACGACCUGUGGCGACUGUUCCACCAGCUGAGUCAGUCCACCCUGUGGGGACUCCUGGGCCUGAGUCUCAAGCAGCACAACCAACGGGUCAGCAAACCAGCGCAGUUACUGGAUCAGCUGACCAACAUGCAGGGGACACCGAACAAAGGACGCGGCAAAGGGAAGUCGAAGACCAAGACCAAAUAGUCCAGCAACUUCGUGCUUCACUCCGACGGGAAGUAGCCAGAAUGACCCUUGGCAACACGGGCCACAUGUGCUACGCCAACAGUGCCUUCACAUGCUUUUUGUGGUCAGGACUGAGUAGAGACACAUUCACCCUGACAGAUUGGGGACGCCAACAUGACUUGUUUCGUGAUCUCCUGCUGGAACUCAGGCCUCAGCCUUUUAAUUUGGAUGCACAACCUGGUUUCAGGGCAUUACCCAGAAUUGGGAUGAAAAUCGAGGCCAAGCAGAUUCAGCAGAGUUCACAAGCAUGCUGUUGCAAUGGGUUGCACCAUCCUUCCUUAGCUGCCACUGGCAACGCAGGCUGA
Cladocopium goreaui is the source of this 6699-nucleotide messenger RNA. The record is from the annotation of a GenBank genome assembly. NCBI's taxonomy places the organism in Eukaryota, Dinophyceae, Suessiales, Symbiodiniaceae.